AUGCCAGGGCGAGAUCACCUACCGUCGACGUCAGAUGGUGACCUGUAUGAAGUCGAGAGCAUUAUGGGUUAUAGAUACAAUAAAACAUUGACACGAAGUGAAUUUCUAAUAAAGUGGAAGGGGUAUCCCAUUGACGAAGCGUCAUGGCAACCAAUGGCGGAUUUGAUCAGUUGCCAGAGUUCAGUUGCAGAAUUUCUUCGUGAUUCUCUAAGACCAGCAUGCAAAGAUAAAAGUUUGCCUGUGCCUUAUUGGGAUGACGAGUUGGACGAGCUGCCGUCAACAUGGAAUGGUACAGAGGAAGAGAUGAAAAAACUGGUGUUCCCCAAAAGCUGGAAGAGUGGUAUAGCAAAAGGAUGGAAACCAAAACGCAUAAUUGGUUCACAUCUCACAACAAAGCCGCACACGUAUUGCGUAGAAUAUGAGGGUCGACGUUUGAAAGAACACAUCGACGGUGAAUAUUUGUAUGAACGAUAUCGUGAGCUGGUCGAAGAAUAUCACAGCAAGUUCGAUGAUCUACCAAUCCCGUUCGAGAAACGCGCCUCUUCUCGUGGAACGAGUCAUCAUAGAAAGCGUGGCAACGACGGGCAUCGACAUCGGAAGAAGUGA
Molecule: messenger RNA, 606 nt
Organism: Anisakis simplex (herring worm)
Lineage: Eukaryota; Metazoa; Nematoda; Chromadorea; Rhabditida; Anisakidae
Source: the annotation of a GenBank genome assembly